AAACGUCAAAAUGGAGCAUGACUUUGAUGGAGUUUUCAAAUGUUUCAAAUCAAUUUUUCUUUGUUUCCUGUUGUCGGUGACCUACUUGGCUAGUCUUCAUGUGUGGAACAGUCGUUUUAACAGAGAUCAUCCAUCGACGAUAAAGAAGAGAUUUAUAAGUGCUUUCACGAUGCUAUUCGUAUCACCAUGUUUUUUAUACAUUGGAUUAGAUGACGAAACAGUUGAAAAGGCAGCAUUUCUUGAAAUAAUGGGACUAAGAUAUCAGGGAUUAGGCCAAGCUAUUUUUGUGCCGCUAUUUCUGACCAUGAUACUUUUUUUGGGCCCCAUUUCUAUGGAGCUGUGCAAUGGAUUUUCCAAACUAUACGCUAAAAGAAAAGAAGAGAACCAACAACACACCAACAAAUUGAUAUGGAUUAGGAACCAUUUAGUGGCACCAUUAUCGGAGGAAUUCACCUACAGAAGUUGUAUGCUCCCAGUUCUGCUUCAGUCUUUCACUCCUACUGCCACAGUACUCAGUAGCCCAUUAUUUUUUGGAGUAGCCCAUUUCCAUCACAUGUGGGAGCGAAUUCACCACAUGGGCAUGAGCUUCGAUUCAGCGUUGAAAAUAUCAUGUUUCCAGUUCACCUACACGACCAUGUUCGGAAUGUAUUCGGCCUACUUAUUCUACCGAACCGGUCACUUCGUCUCCAUUUUCAUCGUCCACGCUUUCUGCAACCACAUGGGAUUCCCGGACAUCGCAGAAAUCUGCACGUACAAACCGAGAAAGAGAAUUACCAUCGUCAGCUUGUUCGUCCUCGGUUUCGUGUCUUGGUGUUUCUUGUUGGUACCUCUGACAGAACCUCGUCGGUACCACAAUAACCUUCUGCUUUUUUAACGGAGGCAUCGUUUUAGGAUAUUUUUUAACAAUGACGAUUUUUAGUGUUUCCAGAUUGUUAUUGUAAAUCUAAUGGCGAAUUCCAUCGGCAGCAACUGAUGUUUCUCCACAGGGAUUGUAUAGGGUUGUUAAAAAAAACGGAAUUUUGAUUUUGAAUGAUAACUUUUUCAUUAUUGAACGGAUUCCAUUGAUUUUGGUCUUUUUUGGAAGAUAAUUGAACGAGACAAAACGUCAACUUCAUAUUCUUCAAAUUCUUCCAGGAAACAAAAUAUACCACACCUGUCUUUAUCCUGUAAUAUAUCAAGUAAUUUCCAACGGAUUUGUAUCUUUGACAUCUUGUCGCAUUCACAAAAGUACACGCUUUCAGAAUAUCAUACGCAUAAAUAUACAGUGUGACUCAAAAAAGCUUCAGCAAGUUUAAAACUUUCAUCAAGUUUAGGCGUGUCCGCCAUUUUGUUUCCUGGGAGAAUUUGAAAAAUAUUAAGUUGGCGUUUUGUCUUGUUCAAUUAUCUUCCAAUCAAGACCAAAAUCAAAGAAAUCUGUUCAAUAAUAAAAAAGUUAUCCAAACACAAAAUUCCGGAUUUUCUGGACAACCACUGUUUAUCACUUGCGAGUAUAAGGAAACAUAUACAAUGAGUGCAGAAACACUCCACCAGUUCCUGCCAAUGGUAUUCGCUAUAAUACCGUUUUCCACAUUGUAAAAAAAAUUGAAAACUUCCAGUGGGGAAAAAGUUCGUGAGCUAGUGCGACGAUUGGAAAACGGUUGAAAUUGAAUUCGCGAUAGAAAAUAAGCGUACGCCACCUAUUGGAGUUCUUGAAAGCUGUGAUAGCGGUCUGAUUACUUUGAUUUCAUUGGUUCACAUUUGUUUUUGUUUGUGUUUAUUGGUCAUUCACAUCCAUGGAAACAAACCGCUCAGAAAUGUUCAAAUUGUUGCUCUCAGGUGAGGCGACGUGUUAUGUCUCCAGUGUCACCCGGUAUAUUGUUUAUACACAAUCACAAUGCCACUAUCGAACCGUGUGAAACAAAAUAUAAGAAAUAAGUUGACUUUCGGCACACCCUGUAUAGCUGAGGAACCAAUUUUUAAGUUUCCGAUGCUGCAUAUGUUGGGAAAAUGUCCAAUGUGUGGCAUACACGUAAAUAUAUCGCCCUGUAUAACAUCUCAGGAUUGUCCAAGAAGGUUGUAUCAUUGAGUUUAAAAAGUUAAUCAUUAUAAAUAGGUACUUUGUAAAUAUAAUUCUCCAAUGUAUAAUUAUAGGUAAUUGAUAACUACCUAUUAUAUAUAUAUAUAUACCUACCUACCAGAAGUUUUCAUAUUGUUGUCAAUUACCAUCAAUUACUGUUGGAUCGAAUAAAUUCGCUCAAUAUAAUA
Molecule: messenger RNA, 2244 nt
Organism: Phaedon cochleariae (mustard beetle)
Lineage: Eukaryota; Metazoa; Arthropoda; Insecta; Coleoptera; Chrysomelidae
Source: the annotation of a GenBank genome assembly